This is a messenger RNA of Vigna umbellata (rice bean), 2354 nucleotides long. Its product is annotated as SUMO-activating enzyme subunit 2. Lineage: Eukaryota; Viridiplantae; Streptophyta; Magnoliopsida; Fabales; Fabaceae. Gene Ontology annotation, biological process: protein sumoylation. Gene Ontology annotation, cellular component: SUMO activating enzyme complex; cytoplasm. The record is from RefSeq and is a predicted model, not a curated record. Gene Ontology annotation, molecular function: SUMO activating enzyme activity.
UUUUGCGCGAUUUGGCUUCAUUUUGGGGUUUGGCGCUUUUUCCCUGACGACUCUUUUAGAUUCUGCCACUUCCUUCACGUCAACGUUUCACUUCCAAUGGCCUCUCCUCCUUUUUCUUCCGCCGUUGUAAAGGAUGCAAAAGUGCUUAUGGUUGGUGCUGGUGGAAUUGGCUGCGAGCUUCUCAAGACUCUCGCGCUCUCCGGCUUCCCUGACAUUCACAUCAUUGACAUGGACACAAUAGAAGUCAGUAACCUGAAUAGACAAUUUUUAUUUCGAAAAUCUCAUGUCGGGCAAUCUAAAGCUAAAGUUGCUAGGGAUGCUGUGUUAAAAUUUAGGCCCCACAUAAACAUUACUCCAUACCAUGCAAAUGUCAAAGAUCCUGAAUUCAAUGUGGACUUCUUUAAGCAAUUUAACGUUGUUCUAAAUGGACUUGACAAUCUAGAUGCACGCCGGCAUGUGAAUCGCUUGUGCCUGGCAGCUAAUGUUCCAUUGGUUGAAAGUGGAACUACUGGGUUCCUUGGACAGGUAACUAUACAUGUCAAGGGAAGAACAGAGUGCUAUGAGUGUCAGCCUAAACCAGCACCCAAGACAUAUCCUGUCUGUACUAUCACAAGUACCCCAUCAAAGUUUGUUCACUGUGUUGUGUGGGCAAAGGACCUACUUUUUGCCAAGUUAUUUGGGGAUAAGAAUCAGGGAAAUGACUUGAAUGUUCGAUCUAGUGAUGGUGCUAGCUCUUCAGAAAAUGUAGAGGAUGUAUUUGAACGUAGGAAAGAUGAAGACAUUGAUCAAUAUGGAAGGAAAAUUUUCGACCAUGUAUUUGGGUAUAACAUUGAAUUAGCCUUGUCUAAUGAUGAGACAUGGAAAAAUCGUAAUAGACCAAAGCCUAUAUACAGCAAGGAUGUUCUGUCUGAUGAACUGGCUCAACAAAAUGGAAAUUUGGAGAAAAAUAAUGCGUGUGAUGAUGAAUUAUCAGUAUCUGCCAUGACAUCUUUGGGUAUGAAGAAUCCACAGGAUAUUUGGAGUCUCAAAGAAAACUCGAAAAUAUUUCUUGAAGCAUUGCGGCUAUUUUUUACAAAAAGGGAAAAGGAGAUUGGCAAUCUAGGAUUUGAUAAAGAUGAUCAGUUGGCUGUUGAAUUUGUUACUGCAGCUGCAAACAUACGGGCUGCUUCCUUUGGCAUCCCUCUGCACAGCCUUUUUGAAGCUAAAGGUAUUGCUGGUAAUAUUGUGCAUGCUGUUGCGACUACAAAUGCUGUUAUUGCUGGGUUGAUUGUCAUUGAAGCAAUCAAGGUGCUGCAAAAUGACAUUGAAAGUUGUAGAAUGACAUAUUGUCUGGAACAUCCGUCAAGAAACAUGCUGCUUAUGCCAGUGGAGCCAUUUGAACCUAACAAGUCUUGUUAUGUUUGUUCUGAGACACCUUUAUCCCUUGAAAUAAACACCAACCGUUCAAAGUUGAAAGACUUUGUCGAAAAAAUUGUUAAGGCAAAACUAGGGAUGAACCUUCCUCUUAUUAUGUGUGCUUCAAACCUCCUUUAUGAAGCUGGUGAUGUUGAGGACGACAUGAUUGCCAUUUAUGAGGCUAACCUUGAAAAGGUCCUGGCUGAGCUUCCUUCUCCAGUAACUGGUGGAACAAUGCUUACGGUGGAGGAUAUGCAACAGGAAUUUGUUUGCAGUAUUAACAUCAAACACAGAGAGGAGUUUGAUGAAGAAAAAGAACCUGAUGGGAUGGUUCUCUCAGGAUGGACUCAACCAGUGUCAGCAACAGAAAAUAAAGACAAAUCUGUUGGCAAUGGUGCAAGCACCUCAGAUGCAGUAGUAACAGCUGUGGAAUCUGAAAAGGAUGAAGAAAUAACUAUAGUUUCAACCUUGAAGAAGCGAAAGCUUCCAGAUGAGACUGACAUUUCAAGUGCCACUGAAGCAAAACAUCAAAAGCAGUUGGAAGUAAUUGAUGACGAAGACGAUCUUGUCAUGCUUGAUGGUGAUUUAGACAGCUUUAAAAAGAGAAGAUUCUCAUAGUCAAUUCAUGGACUAAAAUCAGCAUGAAUUCUUGCAUCCUAAUUUUGUAUUUAUAGGGAGGUUUGGCGAUUCUUUUGGCCAUAAUAGUUGUUAGGAAUGUUGCUAUUAGUCUUUUGCUUGACAUAGAUACUGUUUUUCUCCCUUGUGCUUUCUCAGUAGCCGCAACAUGUAUUAUUCUCCCUGACGCCUGACAGAGAGGAUCAUUGACCUCAUAAAUUAACUCUCUCACACAUGACAUUAGUGAUGAUCAACAGUUUUGCAAACUGAUUAGCUAUUCAAUUAUUGUCAUGUAUACUAUAUUCUAGAUUUGAAAUGUGAUUUGUCUUUUAUCUGUUGAAUUU